This is a messenger RNA of Platichthys flesus (European flounder), 2151 nucleotides long. RefSeq names its product metastasis associated 1 family, member 2 (gene mta2). Gene Ontology annotation, cellular component: NuRD complex; nucleoplasm. The record is from RefSeq and is a predicted model, not a curated record. Gene Ontology annotation, molecular function: transcription coactivator activity; histone deacetylase binding; chromatin binding. Bases 116 to 2110 code for a protein of 664 amino acids. Gene Ontology annotation, biological process: negative regulation of transcription by RNA polymerase II. The transcript is spliced from 18 exons. NCBI's taxonomy places the organism in Eukaryota, Metazoa, Chordata, Actinopteri, Pleuronectiformes, Pleuronectidae.
UGUUUCGCGGCGGGGGUGUCUGCGAUAAAUGAAGGAAUAAAAUAGAUCACCAUCGACCAUUUUCUACCCAAGCGGGGAAUACCCCGGGACUCUUUUUGACAAAGGUUUCGAGAGAAUGGCGGCUAACAUGUACCGAGUGGGAGAUUACGUGUACUUUGAGAACUCCUCCAGCAACCCUUACCUGAUCCGCAGAAUCGAAGAGCUCAACAAGACAGCCAAUGGAAAUGUGGAGGCAAAGGUGGUGUGCCUGUUCAGGAGGCGAGACAUCUCUGGCAACCUCAACACUCUGGCUGACAGCAAUGCACGAGAAUUUGAAGAGGAGUCAAAGCAGCCAGUGCUGUCAACAGAACAACAGAAACACCAACUCAAGCACAGAGAGCUCUUCUUGUCUCGACAGUUUGAAUCUCUACCUGCUACCCACAUACGAGGGAAAUGUAAUGUCACCCUCCUGAAUGAAACAGAUGUUUUGGUUGGCUACCUGGAGAAGGAGGAUUGUUUCUUCUACUCGUUGGUGUUCGACCCUCUCCAGAAGACUCUGUUGGCAGAUCAGGGCGAGAUCCGUGUGGGCUCCAAGUACCAGGCAGAGAUCCCUGACAAGCUCGCUGAGGGUGAAUCCGAUAACCGGAUGCAGGAGAAGCUGGAGACCAAGGUGUGGGACCCUAACAACCAGCUCAAAGACCCCCAGAUCGACCAGUUUCUGGUGGUGGCAAGAGCUGUGGGGACGUUUGCUCGGGCCCUGGACUGCAGCAGCUCCAUCCGCCAGCCCAGCCUCCAUAUGAGUGCAGCAGCAGCCUCCAGAGAUAUCACACUGUUCCAUGCAAUGGACACGCUGCAGAAGAACAGCUAUGACCUGGCCAAAGCCAUGUCCACCCUCGUCCCUCAGGGAGGUCCAGUGCUCUGCCGUGAUGAGAUGGAGGAAUGGAGUGCCUCAGAGGCCAUGUUGUUUGAGGAGGCUCUGGAGAAAUACGGGAAAGACUUCAACGACAUUCGUCAGGACUUUUUACCCUGGAAGUCUCUAGCCAGUGUGGUCCAGUUCUAUUACAUGUGGAAGACUACUGACCGCUACAUCCAACAGAAACGACUAAAGGCAGCAGAGGCAGAUAGCAAGCUGAAGCAGGUGUACAUCCCCACCUACACCAAACCCAACCCCAACCAGAUCAUGGCUCCUGGAAGCAAGCCUGGUAUGAACGGGGCCACUGGUUUUCAGAAAGGACUCAGCUGUGAGAGCUGCCACACGGCCCAGUCUGCUCAGUGGUAUGCUUGGGGGCCUCCCAACAUGCAGUGCAGACUUUGUGCCUCCUGCUGGAUCUACUGGAAGAAGUAUGGGGGCCUGAAGACCCCCACACAGCUAGAGGGCGCUGCCAGGGGUGGCUCUGAGUCAGGCCCCCGUGGGCACAUGACACGCCAGGAGGUCCAGGGCCUGUCACCAUUCACCCGCAAUGAGGGUCGAGCAAAGCUGCUGGCUAAAAACCGCCAGACGUUCAUCCUGCAGACCACCAAGCUGACCCGCAUCGCUCGGCGGGUGUGUGAGGACAUCCUGCAGCCUCGCCGCGCUGCACGGCGACCCUACGCCUCCAUCAACUCCAACGCAGUCAAGGCCGAGUGUAUGAUCAGGCUUCCCAAAGCACCAAAAACACCUCUAAAGACCAAGGUGGUGCCUCGACCGUCACUGGCCACUAUAGUGAAGGAUUUAGCCAUCUCGGCUCCUCUGAAACUGAAGGCAUCCAGAGGACCCCCGACACCCAUCAACAGGAACCAGGCCAGCCAGCCUAGAGUGGGCCAAAGCCUCCUGGGAAAGAGGGGCUUUGACAGCGCUACAGGAGUGCCCUACCCAGCCAAUGGGAGGCCGUAUACGUCAGGUAUGAGGACCACCUCCCAAUCGGUCAUCAAGCGGCAGAAGGUCAGCCAGGGCGAAGCUCCCAACCCUGUGGUGUUUGUGGCUACAAAGGACACUAGGGCUCUGAGGAAACAUCUGACCCAGUCAGAGAUGCGUCGGGCAGCAAGAAAACCUCAUCUGCUGGUCCGGAUCAAGCUGCCGCCACCCCCUCGUUCCCUGGCCAUGCCCCUGCUUCCCUCCAGCACCAGCGAACCCAUCGUCCUGGAGGACUGAAGGGGAUGAUGGAAGGGGCAGGGUUCUUUUAACAGGACAAA